This is a messenger RNA of Gallus gallus (chicken), 739 nucleotides long. RefSeq names its product THO complex subunit 6 homolog. The record is from RefSeq and is a predicted model, not a curated record. Gene Ontology annotation, biological process: mRNA export from nucleus. NCBI's taxonomy places the organism in Eukaryota, Metazoa, Chordata, Aves, Galliformes, Phasianidae. Gene Ontology annotation, molecular function: protein binding. Gene Ontology annotation, cellular component: THO complex; transcription export complex.
AGAAGCCGCAAGAUGGCGGCGCCCGGCGAGGAGGAUCCGGAGGCGGCGGAACGGGGCUGUGUGUCCCCCGCUGGGCCCCGGCGCGCCCGGCAGCUGCUUCAUAUGAGCGUUCUGUCCCAGAGCCCUUCCCCGUGCGGCCGUUAUUUGGCGGCGGGGAAUAACUACGGCGAAGUGGCGAUUUUCGGGCUGGCGGCCGCGCUGGGGGCCGGGGCUACGGAGGAGAGCAAAAAGCCGCUCUUCUGCUUCCGGGCGCACCGAGGCCCGGUGUACGCCUUGGCCUGUGGGGAACGGCAGCUGCUGAGCGCCAGCGAUGGCGAAGUGAAGGCUUGGAACUGGGCUGACCUGGCCAAGAAGGGCUGCAAGGAGGUGUGGACCAGGAGACCCCCGUGCAGGAGCAGUUUGGAGGUCCCGGAGAUCAACAGCAUUCAGAUCAACCACCGGGAUAACUCGUUGGUGAUGGCAGGGGGGGACGGAGUGGUCAGGGUGAUGGAUCUGGAGAGCGGAGCAUUCACCCAUGAGCUGCGGGGUCACCGUGACUGCGUGCACUGCGUGGCCCUACGGGACCCCCCCCAGUGUCUGUCGGGGGGAGAGGACGGCACCGUGCGUCUGUGGGAUCUCCGGCACGGCUCUCAGGUGCAGCUGAUUGAGGUCCACAAAUACCCGGAGUGCAGCCGCCCCCAACACGGGAAGUGGAUCCGCUGCGUCGCCACCGACUCUGAUUGGAUGGUGAGGAUUUGGG